ACUAGCGUGACGUUCCAGCAGUCAGGCAAAAAAAUGGCUUGGCGAGGACCGUCGCGUUUAUUAGAGGGAGUGUCCGAUUCUAUCGGCGUACCCUUGAUGCAGAUAAAUGUGAUAUCUGCAGAGAUCCUUGCCCUCAUCUUUGCGUUUGCUUAUCGCCGUUACCUGUGUCCCAUGAAGGUUUCAGUGUUUACCAGACAGUUAUCUGCGGCCAGUCUGGGAAUGUGUUUGCUGUAUUUCGUGUAUGGAAGUGAGUGUAUCCAUGUGUUUAUACACGCGGGUCUCUGCUACACAGCCUUGCUGCUGGCCCCCACAUCCAUUAUUCACAUAUUGACAUUUCUGAUAGCAAUGUCCUAUCUAAUGUGCAUACACCUGAGGAGAGUCCUGACUGCAGACCUAGAGAAAUACCCUCUAGAUGUUUCAGGCCCACUCAUGUUGACCACUCUGAAAGUGACCAUUGUAGCGUUUGGGUUACACGAUGGUUUUCACCGCAAACCGGAGACACUCAUAGAAAACCACAAGAGGCAUUCUCUACGGAGAAAGCCGUCAACUUUAGAAUACUUCAGCUACAUAUUUUACUUCCAAAGUGUUGUGGCUGGGCCGCCAUCUUUUUACUGUGACUAUCAAGACUUCGUGAAAGGAGAAAACAUCCACCUCCCAGUCAACCCACAGAGUGAUAUGGAAAUAAACUCAAACGACAGAAAAGAUGGAGAUAUCAACACUGAACUUGAGAAAAAUUCAAAGAAAAUCCAUCGUCUUCCACCGUCUCCUAUCAAACCUGUGUGUCUUAAACUGUGUGAAACUUUAUUCUGGAUUUGUGUACAUGUCUUCAUAGCGCCAAGAUUUCCUGCCUUGCUCAACUCAGAUCCAGUGUUCAUUGCCUCCCACGGGGUUGUGUACCGAAUGGGGUACGCCGUCAUCUCUAUGACCUGUUGUAAGGUCAAAUACUACCUCAUCUGGACCAUGGGUGACGCCAUCAACAAUGCCUCAGGGUUGGGUUUUAAUGGUUUUACACCAUCUGGUAAGCCGAAAUGGGAUCUCAUCACAAACAUCAAACCCUUCGAGCUGGAACGAUCAACUAGUGCCAAGAUGUUUAUAGACAACUGGAAUGUCCAGACAGUUUUGUGGUUCCGGUACAUUUGUUACACACGGAUUCCGUUCCAGCGCACACUGUUUACAUUUAUAUUAAGUGCACUCUGGCACGGCUGUUUUCCGGGGUACUACUUCACGUUCCUCUCUGGAGCGUUUAUGAUCCAAGCUGCCAGGAUGGUUCGGAGGAAAGUUCGUCCGUUCUUCUUGAAGUCAACAUCCCUGAAGAAAUUUUAUGAUUUCCUGACGUUCCUUUUAACACACAUGGCUUUGGCCUAUACGGGGGUCGCAUUCAACGUCCUUUAUUUCAACGAAUCAAUGAUAUUUUAUAAUAAUAUGUACUGGUGGUUACACAUUGCCGGUUUGGUCGCGAUGCUGUUUUUAACGUUGUUACCCGCCCAACCCCGACAACAGGACGACAAAGUCACGAAGAAUGGACACACGUUAGAGAAAGUAAAAUCCAGUUAGACAUUUAUAUUUACUCUAUUUUUAAAUCACAUCUGUUGUGAAGGUGCCGUUAUUUUCAGGUAAAAUAUAUUUUUAUAUUUCAAUUCAUUUUUGUGUGUAAAUACUGCUAAUUCAAUAUUUUUUGCUGAAUCUAACUGUGAUGUUGCUUAUCAAAUACGAUGAAAAACAUUGUCAUCUGUAUGAUUUAUUUGUUCUGAUAGUACAGUGGUUUUUAUGUCGGAUGGUACAGUGUGUCAGUAUACAAACAGAGACAGUUAGCUUAGUAUUUUGAAGCAAUUUCGUCAGAUAAUACAGCAUGAAGUUAAAUAUCAUUAUCACUAAAUUAAGUGUGUUUUCAAAAUCCUGUCUAAUAUGAGCAUUUAAUUUUUUUGGUUUUUGUCUGAUUAAGACAGGUUCUACUUUGCAUAUUUCCGACUCGUCUAGAUGUGUUUGUCAGUGUUGGUUUCCGAUUUAGACAAGUUCUACUUUACAUAUUUCUGUCUCGGCUAGAUGAGUUGGUCAAUGUUGUUGUCAGCUAGCUAGAUUCUUUCCCGCAGUUUUUAUACCAAACUUUAGGGGAAACAAAAUAAAGAAAAUCAGUUACGGGUUUCAUGUAUAUAUAUAGCCUGUCUUAUAUGAAUCUGACAUAAUUUGAAAACCUGUGUAUAUAAGACAUCUGUGUAUACCAGACACCUGUGUAUACAAGACAUCUGUGUAUACCAGACACCUGUGUAUACAAGACAUCUGUGUAUACCAGACACCUGUAUAUACAAUACAUCUGUGUAUACCAGACACCUGUGUAUACCAGACACCUGUGUGUACCAGAGAAUUUGAAAAAGUGUCUUUUCCCAAAAGUGUAUUAUUGGUCCCAGUGGAGUUAUGUUUAGAGAGGUGUCGCUGUAAAAUGACAUCAUUUUCAGACGACAGGUGCUAUAACGAAAUCUAUUUUAUGCUGAAUAUAAUGUACGUUAUUGAAAUUCACAGACAUUCCGUUGUAUUUUUCUAAUAUUCAGUUAUUUGUCAGAAUGUGGAUAUAUUUACAUUCCAUCCGAUUUAUACUGGAUUCUGUGACAAUUUACUUGUAGAUUCUGUCAUAUAAAUCAUACAUGGCCUUCCCUCUGUAUAUCUGACUGAUUUGUUGAGAGCAUGAUUUUGUUUUGUGGGCAUGCAAUAGUGUUAAGUGGAUGUGUGAUAAUGUUUGCUUAAUGUAUAUCAGUUAAUUUCUGCUGAAACUUUUUGUUUUGAGAGCAUCCAUACAUAUUCUCAAGGAUUUCAUAUUUGUGAAGAUAUGGUUUUUGGCCUGAUUGCAACGCAAUCAGGGCUUACAGAUUGGCGAUUACCGUCCGUCCGUCCAUCCAUCUGUCUGCACUAAGGUUAAGAAGAAUGGCAUCCGUCCGUCCAACCAUCUGUCUGCACAAAGGUUAAGAAGAAUGGCUAAGCUCAGUUUCCAAUUACUAAUUAUCCCAAAUUAAUUAAACUUGCAUGGCUUUUGUAUCUAAGGAUGCAUAUCACGUGUGAUACUUGGGAUGCUGGUUCUGACCUAAUGAAUGGAAUUGGUCCCAUUAUUUAGAAUUGCAUAUUUGCAAUUCAUUCAUGAAAAAAUAAAAUAGUUUGUUAAUGAAAGUAAGAAAUGAUAAACUAGUGUUCACAUUUGAAGACAAUGACUGUAUUUCCAUCAAAUAAGGAAAAAAAAAUACAGUUGUUCAUGACAGAAUAAGAACACUCAAGCUCAGAAAAAAUAAUUCCAAAAAAUGUGGAAAAUUAUACAUUUCAUAUCAAAUAAAUAACUUAUUAGAUAUUGGUAGAUCCAUGUUACCUCAAAAUAUUUAUACAACACAAUAGAAAAGAACACAGCAUAAGUGUAAAAUUCUUUUUAUUUCUGAGUAAUCUCCCUUUGAUAGUUUUUUUUCUGGUCAUUUUCCUUUCAAAAUAGCAUCAAGUCAAAAAGCUGAUAUUAUCCCUAACACAAACACUUAAAGCAUACCUAUAAACAGACCUGCUCAUCAACAUGAUAGACAGCCUGGGUACAAGGCAUUUUGGGAAAAUUUGAAUGAUGAACCUAAAUUAAGGCAAAGGGUUUGGAUUCUCUGUCCUAAAAAGGAUAGGGGAUGCUUAUAAGGAAUGAGAGGAUUUGAUCCAAAAAGGAAAUGGGGUGUUUAUAAGGAAUGGGACGUAUGGAUCCAAAAAGGAUAGGGGAUGAUGGGACAAUCCGACCCAAAAAACAUAGGGGUGUUUAUAAGGAAUGGGACACAUUGAUCCAAAAAGGAUAGGGCAGUGCUUAUAACGAAUGGGAUGUUAUGAUCAAAAAGGAUAGGGCAGUGCUUAUAACGAAUGGGAUGUUAUGAUCAAAAAGGAUAGGGCAGUGCUUAUAACGAAUGGGAUGUUAUGAUGAAAAAGGAUAGGGCAGUGCUUAUAACGAAUGGGAUGUUAUGAUCAAAAAAGGAUAGGGCGGUGCUUAUAAUGAAUGGGUCGCUGGUCACGUUAGACAGAUGGUCGCUUAAUACAGUAACUCUCUGAUCAGAGUGAUUGUGUAAUAUGUAUGUGUCAAUGAGAGUUACAAAGUGAUUGUAUGACAUGUAUGUGUCAAUGAGAGUUACAAAGUGAUUGUGUAACAUGUUUGUGUCAAUGAGAGUUACAAAGUGAUUAUGGAAAAUGUAUGUGUCAAUAACAGUCACAGAGUGAUUGUAUUAAGUGACCAUCUGUCCAACGUGACCAGCGACCACCGGAUACUGACCCCAAAAUUACGUUAAACAACCACAUUUGAUACAUUUUAGCGACCAUGUUUGACGAAAAUAUACCGUCGUUGAAAUAGUUGUGUAACUCUAAAUUUGUGACCAUCACCACAUUUGACAAAGGGUUACUUCACAAUCUUUUCACCAAGUUCAGUGAACAAAUUUGAUGAAAACCAAUUUCCUAACUUAUAAUAAAUUCAUUGAUGUGCAGAAUCAAAUAAACAAUCAUUUUUCUAACUGCCAAUAUUGUUGAUUUAGCAGUGAAAAUAUUCGUACUGAUAUUGAUCGCAGUGGUGUUUCUUUUUUUUCCCAGUAAGUUUGAAUUUUAAACUUUAUUUCUGGAAAGAUAUCUAUAUUUCUGGAAAGAUAUCUAUUCAUUGUUUUUAUAAUAUUUCUCUUUUCUGCCAUACUUGUCUGAGUUAUCUCCCAUCUGAGGUAUCUCACAUUACCUGUCUGAGUUACCUCCCAUCUGAGGUAUCUCAUGUUACCUGUCUGAGUAAUUACCUCCCAUCUGUGGUAUCUCAUGUUACCUGUCUGAGUUACCUCCAAACUGAGGUAUCUCACAUUACCUGUCUGAGUUAUCUCCCAUCUGAGGUAUCUCAUAAUACUUGUCUGAGUUAUCUCCCAUCUGAGGUAUCUCAUAAUACUUGUCUGAGUUAUCUCCAAUCUGAGUUAUCUCACGUUACCUGUCUGAGUUAUCUCCCAUCUGAGGAAUCUCACGUUAAUUGUCUGAGUUAUCUCCCAUGUGUUGUAUCUCACGUUACCUGUCUGAGUUACCUCCCAUCUGAGGUAUGUCCCAUUACCUGUCCAAGUUACCUCCCAUCUGAGGUAUGUCCCGUUACCUGUUUGAGUUACCUCCCAUCUGAGGUAUGUCCCGUUACCUGUCCAAGUUACCUCCCAUCUGAGGUAUCUCAGGCUACCUGUCUGAGUUAUCUCCCAUCUGAGGUAUCCCACGUUAUGUCUGAGCUAUCUCACGUUACCUGUCUGAGUUAUCUCCCAUGCCUGUUAUAGAGCUUAAAAACAACCUGGUAGAGGACAUGUCCCCGAAACAUUAUGUAUAUCAUUUACCUUCCAGGGAACAUUCAUGGUCAGCUGUUUACAAUCACUUCCCCUCCACCACCUGGUGGCCAAGUGGUUUAGGCGUCUGUCUGUCUACAAUCACUUGCCCUCCACAACUGGGUCAAGAGUUCAAGCCCUACUUUGGGCAUUUACCAGGAACUAACCACAGGUCAUUCAUGUUUUCCCCAGGUACUCCAGUUUUCCUCCACCACAAAACCUGGCAUGUUCUUAAAUGAUUACACAGCUGUUAAUAGGACAUAAAACACUAACAAACCAAACAAACUGAUUCAUAUUUACUAUUGUUACUUGACAUACAUUCCUGUGUGUAAAUAAUCAACCCUAUAUGAUUCCCCUAUAACACUAUACUAAUAUACAGGUUUUGUCAUCAUAAUAUUGCUGCUUUUUCCUGACUUUGUUUAUCAGUAUGGAUUUUUCAUUGUUUAGACAUCACAUAUUUUGAAUAUGUAAUUAAACAGCUGAAAACUCCUGAAGGGGGUAAAUGGAAAAAAUGAACUCAUCUGUCAAAACUUGAAUUCUUUAUUUCUUAGAUAUCUUGUUAUUUACCAGUUUUAAAACCUUUCUAUCAAUUGCGAAUAUCGAACAAACAAAACGCAUAAUAACUUUAAAGUGUACAGUUUAGUUGUAUAGAUUUACAUAAUUUAUAUAUAUUUUGUACCACAUAUAGUUUGAUUUUGACCAGAUUUAUGGUCAAUGAAUAUAUAUUUUUAAUGAUAAUCCAACAAGGUAAAAGGUCACUUGUGCUUCUUUGAAUCUGAUUGGCCAACAUGCUUCUUUGAAUCUGAUUGGCCAACAUGCUUCUUUGAAUCUGAUUGGCCAACGUGCUUCUUUGAAUCUGAUUGGCCAACAUGCUUCUUUGAAUCUGAUUGGCCAACAUGCUUCUUUGAAUCUGAUUGGCUAACAUGCUUCUUUGAAUCUGAUUGGCUAACGUGCUUCUUUGAAUCUGAUUGGCUAACAUGCUUCUAUGAAUCUGAUUGGCUGACAUGUCCUAGAGGGGAUAUUUUUUCUAUGAAUUUUUUACCUGUUGAGACAUUUGUAUCAGUUGAUAUGAGUUAUAUGUCCAGACUUUUUUUCUACUGUUUAUAUUUAUAUAAAAGUUUAUGUUGAAUAAAUUGUUUCGGAUUUUUUUUUUUGUAUAAUCUAUAAUGUACACGUAGAUUUAGCAUUAUUCUGGUGUUUUUUGUGAUUUUAAUAUUAUGCUAAAUUAUGAUUGUGGUUAUUGAAGUUUUUGUUUGUUUUUUAUUGCAAAAAGUGUGGUUGCACUAAUUAAUCAAUCUGCUUAUUUCUUAAUUUUCAUAAUGCACUAAGUUUUAGUUUUUAGUAUUCAAAAUGGCACACAACAUUUCAUCCAAGUAAAAUUGGAUACAAUAAUACAUCAAAGAAGGAAUUACAUUUUGUUACUGACAUAUAUAUGAGGUGUUAAUUGUGUAUAAUUUAGGGGAUUAUUAAUAUAUGUAUUGUUAUAUUAUAUUUUAUUGUGUUAUAUAGAUUUCUGACUUGUUACAGCGUUAAAUAAUGCUUCCAGCCAAUAUCCUAUGUCCCGAACAGGAAAUACAAGUAAAAACGUUUGUGUUUUGUGAGGUAUGGUUUGUGAUAGAAAGUAUGACAUUUAAUUUAUAACGCGUGACUUUUGUGAAAUGAUCUAUUUUUCGAUCGGCAGCCAACGCCUAAGAGUUUGUGAAAGUGAGAAAAACAAUCGCUUACCACUUAUAUAUAUUUAUGUUUUUUUUUUACAUUUAUGGAGAAUUGUACUAUAUAAUUGCAUGAAAUGUUCAGGGUAAAUGUUAUAUAAGGUUUCUAUGUUUCACAUUGCAAAACACAUUUUUUUUGUACCCUAGUUGAACGAAUCAAAAUCUUUCGGAUAAACCCAAUCAUUACAGUAAUAAUUGAAAAUAAGUAUAAUUAAUAAAAAAAAAUUGGCACCAAGAAUAGUUUAAGGUAACAUUGUAUGUUACUGUUGUCGAUUUAUCAGCAUUUCUCAUUGUACUCGAAUGUUCGGAAAAAACAAAAAAUAAGCAAACAUACAUGUUGUGAGUUCUAUAUACAUCUUUGUGAUCAUAGGGCGAUUUUUUUUAUCUAAAUAUAAGAGGAAUGUUAACCCUUUCACCCCUAUGCAACUUUAGUAGACUCUCCCAUGUUGCAUUUCUCUUUCUCCUGUUAAAAUACAAUGCCACAUGCAGAGAUACUAUAUCUCAUUAAGGCUAACUUCCUCGUGAAAUGUUUUUACACAAUGCACUUAUGUAUCCAACCUUCGAUGAACACCUAGGGGUGGUAUUAUCGCCUGUUGAUGCCACAAACAGGGGUAACUCAUGUCACCAACACGGGUAACUAGUUAGAUUAUGUCUAUUCUAUGUUUGUGCAGUCAUCUGCUAGUGUCGCACUGUAUAUGAAUCCAAUUUUAUUACCUCAUUUAAUUGUCAGAUUGAUUGUUAAUUUAAAUGUGUAUUGUUCUUAAACAAUUAAAUGCAUGACUGUUCACGAAACAGAACCACAAAUGAAAUAUUUUUAAAAAUGAACAAAUCAAACUCUUCAUAUUGAAAUAUUCUGCUGUGUUAUUGAUUUAAAAGCUUAAACACUUGAAAUAAAACAAUUUUAAAUGCA
Mizuhopecten yessoensis (Yesso scallop) is the source of this 7943-nucleotide messenger RNA. RefSeq names its product lysophospholipid acyltransferase 1-like. Gene Ontology annotation, cellular component: membrane. Gene Ontology annotation, biological process: lipid modification. The record is from RefSeq and is a predicted model, not a curated record. Bases 34 to 1554 code for a protein of 506 amino acids. The transcript is spliced from 14 exons. Lineage: Eukaryota; Metazoa; Mollusca; Bivalvia; Pectinida; Pectinidae. Gene Ontology annotation, molecular function: acyltransferase activity.